Mercenaria mercenaria is the source of this 2473-nucleotide messenger RNA. RefSeq lists its product as uncharacterized. Lineage: Eukaryota; Metazoa; Mollusca; Bivalvia; Venerida; Veneridae. Bases 91 to 1302 code for a protein of 403 amino acids. The record is from RefSeq and is a predicted model, not a curated record. The transcript has 5 exons.
CCUUUUGGGUCAUUACAAAACAGUUGAUGGAGAUAAUCAUACCAGUUGUUGAUAGUAAACAUUUUAGUUCUGAAUAUUCGCAGCUUCAGAAUGAGUUUCGAUACAUUUAAAAUAGUAAUUUGCCUAAUAGUGUUAGAUGUUUUUGUGCAAGGGUCGGAGAAAAAGGGCGUGGUGCAUUGGGCUGAUAGUUAUAUGUGUGACGAUUUUAAGGCAUUAGAUAAUAUGACUUGGUGGCACGACUUUAGGAUGAAUCUGAAUUAUUUCCAUGACAACAAAAUUUGUUUAUCAACCAUCGACAGUUACAAGAAAACGCAUGUUCCUAUGGUAUGGGGGUACUGGAGUAAAACGAAGAUUAAUAUCGACAAUGACGCGCAAUAUAUCCUAGGUUUUAACGAGCCUAAUCACAAAAAACAGUCAAAUAUGACACCGGAAAAAGCUGCUGCCGCCUGGCGGGAAGUAGAAAAGUAUUCUAAGGGGAAACCACUCGUAAGUCCAUCAGCAGCCGUGUGUGGCAAUGAAUGUCAAAGCGACGAAAUAGAAUGGUUCGACAAGUUUUUUGCACUUUGCAAAGGGUGCCGAAUAGACUACCUAUCCACCCAUACAUACUGGUGCAAUCCUGACAAAGUGAUGAAAUACUUGGAGAUGCUGUACAAAAAAUACGGACGGAAGAUUUGGCUUACCGAAUUCGCGUGCAGCAAAACAUUAAAUCCAUCGAGGCAACUAAUGUUCAUGAAACAAAUCUUACCACAACUGGAAGCUGCUGACUACAUUUUCAGAUAUUCCUGGUAUUCAGCACGAAUUACAAAAUCAGGAUUUGUAACGACAUCCGCAAGCCUGCUCAAGCCAGAUAGUUCUUCACUAACAAUCCUGGGUCAAUGGUACAACGAAUUCCAAGGCGUAAAGGAUAAUGUUAGCACUACCGCACCAGAGAGGGUAACUACUUCAUCGCCAAGGAAGGUAACUACUACGCCAAGCAGUAGUGAAGACACUAGUACAGUUGGCAGAGAGGAAACAUUGCUUAUACUGCAGUCGUAUACGUCAAAUCCAACUAAGUGGAGGAAGAUUAUCAAAUACAUGAAAAGAAACUCAAACAAAUUACGCGAGUCUGUACAAACGUUUUACAAUACAUCCUCAAAAAAGACACUCAAGAAAAGAAUCAAAAAGAGGUUUAAGGAGAUUAUAUGCACCGAUGUUGACACAAUACAGGAUAGUGAAAUCAGGGAACUGGUUGAGAAAAUCCAAAAGAUGCCAGAAGGAGAGAAGAAAAAGAAUGAUGGAAGACUUCGCGUACCGAAAUGUUAGACUGACACAAGGCUACAAGCAUUGUCGUAGUGUUGAAAUGUCGCACGGAAAUCGCAAAUUGUGUUAUUAUAUGAUGUUUUCGUUAUCAUUUAAAAUAAUGUAAAACAACAAUUUUAACACCCCCAGACGGUUAUUUCAGCCAAUUCAGUGUUAAUUGCAAAUGCAGAAUCUGAUUAAAAUGAAGUAAUUUCUUCGCUUUGACUAUCCUGUUGCUUAUUUAAGGGAUGUUUUACUUCCAAAGUUCCCAUUACGUUACAUGGACAGGCUUUGAGUCCGCUUUUAUUUUGCUUGUUUGCAUUCUACGCUUCCAAAGUAUAUUCUUACAGAUUUAUUAAAUAUCACAACAGAAAUAUCAUAGUGCCAUGCGGUGGCCACAAAAUAUAUCCCUUAGCUUUGUCCUUUUGGGAUCAUGGAGUCAAUUUAAUAUUUGUCUGAUAGAAUCGCUGAGUGUGGGAAAGGGUAAGGGCGAAGGGAGUUGUUCUUUACCUUUCAUUGACAAAGUCAAUCAAACCGAGCCUUCUGUUAUUUCGUUUGAUUGCAUUCUUGGCUGAUAAAUGAUCUUUUUACACAUUUUAUUAUGAACAUUAUAGGUAAAUACGAUUUGUUGAAUGUUUAACAAGAUGAACACCUCGAAAAUUGAUGAAAUCAUUGGGGGAAAUAUUUAAUUUGGUAUUAUCGGAUCCGUUUCCAUGUCAAAAAUGUUAAUACUUGUAAAAAGAAAUUAUUUUAAAGCUUACUUGAGGUUACACAUGAAGGGAAUAAGUGGACUAAAAGACUAAGUUUACAAAUGUACCUAAAAUCAACAAAAACUGUGAUAUUUAUCAGGCUUCUAUUCAAAACGGGACAAAGAUCCUGAAAGAAUAGUCACGAAGAGCUCCCUCUACGUCUUGAUAGUUUACGAGAAUAUAUUUAUCAAACUCAUUCGGCCUCCUCCUUUAAAGUCAUUUGAAGCGUUUGGAAAUAAAAUAUUUGUGUUUUAUAUUGUCCAUUUUCUGUAUAAUAAAUUGUAUAAAGGUGCUUUUUCGGACGAUAGUUUUGUUAAGUAAUACGUAUACGUUUGUGUCUUAUAAACUUAUCUAGGUAGAGAGAGUAAUGAAAAAUGUUAACGUUUUAUAAUGUUUGAUUUUGAAUUGUUUUAUCAAAUACAGUAAAACAUUUUCACAUCUAUUAA